AUGGCUCCAAUGGUCACGACCGGGCCUGGAUAUGCCAUUUUCAAUGACUUGCGGCGAAGGAUGGGUAUUUCUUCCUCACAACCUGUCCCUACCUCAAGCCGCGAUGUCAACGUUGGUGCCGGACCUUCCCCUAGUAGCCCGGAGCCCAAGUCCCGCUUUGCUAGCCCAGACAUGGAUGACGUAGCCGCAUCUCAGCAGCUCAUGGACGAGGGCGCGCGCGUCGACCCCACGUAUGAUACCACUCAACAGCUUCCGCAGUCCGACGCCGCUCACGACAAGCCCGCAUCUGCGCGGAAAAAGCGCAAGAAGAACAAGUUGAAGGCGACGCAGAAACUCCCCGAGACCUCAUCUGCGAACACACGGAAUGCUGCCAGUCCACCCGCAAGUCCAGCAUCCUCGCCAUUUCCCUUCCCAGCGACCCAGCCAGAAGCUGAAGAAAUCACCGGCCCAGUGUCGGGAAGCCUUCAGAUGGUGCCGAGUACAUCGCAAGCAUUGCCUACAAUUGACGUGCCUGAUUCUCAGGUCGCCGCUGUUCCCGUCUGCACACCCGCUUCGCCACCGAAAUCCAGCUACGCGGUGCCUUCCAGUGUCACCAAGACCAAGCGCACGUACAAGAAAAGCAGGCAAUUGAAGAGAGAUGAGAUUGCUCAGGACGCUAUUUUCGGCGAGACUGUAGACCAACUCGCAGACACAAACACAGGCACAGAAGACCCAAUUUCGCCUUCGCACACGACUCCUCAGCGCAAACGUCCACGAAUCAGGGAUACAGACGGAGGAUCACUAGGAACUGUAGACGCAACGCCUGCACCGGCUAAAAGGCGGAAGAUUGGUACACCCAAGUCGGCAACUACCCUGCAAGAUCUUCUACAGACAAGCCCCAAUGACGAUGCCGAUACGCAGCAAACCAGAAAGACGAAACUGAAGCGAGUAAAGAAGCCACAGACGCCUAUUGCAAAAAUCAAGGACAUUUAUGAUAUCCCAGAUGAUGAAACAGAGCCUACUAACGGGGCUGGUGAAGCUCUUUCGCCAUCUGCGAAUAAUGGAUUUGUGCAGUCUGGUGAUGGAGAGGAAGGUGAACAGGUGCAAGUAGAUUCGACUCGUAAGAAGCGUAGUGAAAAGAAAAAGAAGAUAAUGAGUAAUGGCGAUGUCUACGACUGGCAUGCCUCUGUGCGCAAACCCGGCCAAAUACCGAGUGCAUUACUAAGCAACAAACAAGACGACGACAUAUUGAUGCAAGAUCCCAUAUCUACUGAUGACGAGGACCUCCCAUAUGCUCCCUCUGAAGAGGAAGGAAGUGAAAAGACACAAAAGAAGGGAAGCAAGGAAAAGGGGCUGGAGCAAGAGAAGGAGAAGAAGGAGAAGAGAGGGCGGAAGAAAGCGCAGAAGAAGGAACGUUUAGACGGUACAGGCGUGAUAAAGAUUCGCAGAAACAACGGCAGCAGUAUUAGUGAACUUUCGUCUGCUGAAAGAGCGCUCAGUGCCUCUCGAGACCUUGGCCACCCUCCGGAUCUGCGAACGAAUGGCGACUUCACUGAGGACGAAGAGGAGCUGAUUCGGCGAGCCAUCCUAGAUUUUCAACAGCGAAAGGGGUUGGAUAUUUCCGAACUUGUUGAGAUUAUCCAAUGGAACCAGUAUGAUCCUAGGUUUCAUCGCGAUCCGGGUGUCAACCGGAACAAGAGUGAUUGGACACCUCAGGACCGCGAGGAUGAGCGAGAGAGCACGGAAUUCUGGAACGAAAUCAAGAGCAUUGGAAUGACUCGGUCACAUGACAGAAUGAGGAGGCAUAUCCGUCAAUUAUAUCACCAAUUCAGGAGCGGUGCAUGGACAGAAGAGGAGGACCAGCAGCUGCGAAAUCUCCAGGCUGCGCAUCCAAACCAAUGGAAGCUCAUCUCAAUUACCAUGGGCGACCGUUCGAUGCACGACUGCGUGAACCGAUGGCGGGACUACUUGCAGUACGGCGAACAACGAAAGACUUCUCGCUGGACUGAAGACGAAGAAAAACUCCUCAUCCGUGCUGUGACGACGGUUGCGCAAAGAGAUGAAGAUCACCGCGCCGAGACAGGAAGGCCGCCACUGGACACGUACACCAAUAAACACAUUAGCUGGCCUCAAGUUGCUCGCGAAAUGGGUAACUCUCGCAGCCGCAUUCAGGCCUCGGUCAAAUGGACUCAAUUGAUGAAGCGUGAUAAUCCACCGCAGAUUGAGAUAGAAUACAAGCCUAGAGCAUCAACCGCAGCGUUGAUUGAUGCGCCCACAAAGAAGAAACGCAAGCAGAGACGAAACAAGGACACGGGGGAUAAGAAUGUGUACAGGUCUCGAGACAUUAUUGAGGACUCAGAUGUGGAGGAGAGAGAAAACCCCGAGAAGGAGGCCGACGAUGAACCCGAACCUGCGACAAGGGUUACAGCGAGUAAGAAGCGUCGUCAACCCGAGGAACCUUCUGACGAGUCUCAAGACCGGGGACCAGAAGAGGACUUAGGUCCAGAUAAUGGGCCAGCUAAUCCGCCGCCCCUGGAGAAGAAGAAACGUAGACGACCACGCAAGAGCGAAGCAACGGAAGCCAAUAAGCCUAAGAAAAUUAACGAAGCAAGCAUGGCAAGAGAUGAGUCAGCAGACAGGGAAGCAGAGGAAGAGCAUGUCAGUGGCGAGCUAGGCGAUUCACAUUCUAAGAAGAAGAAGGAUAAGAAAAAGAAACGAUCGCGAAAAAGUGAGAUUGAGGAAGUUGACGAGACUGAGGAAGGUCAAAGAGAGAAGGAUGAUGUAGGGGAGAGUCGUGAAGAAGAUGAAGAUGGAACUCGACAGGAUGAAGCCGAAGAUGAGCAGGAACAGGAACAGGAACAGGAACAGGAACAGGAACAGGAACAGGAACAGGAGCAGGGGCAGGGGCAGGAUGAAGCACAAGCCAGCGAGCAAGUUUCAGCGAAAGCUAGAGAUGAAUCGGCGGUUGGGUCGGCAGCUUCAUCGGGCGAGGAGGAAAAGGGCGUGUCUGAGCCGUCGGACGGGCCGGGUGUAGAUCAGAUGCUGUGGGGCGACAAGUAUGAUCUUAUCUUCAAGCUCCAGGAUCGCAGGGACGACUAUGAAGAGGAGAUUGACUGGGAAGAUGUGCGCAAAGACCAAGGGUACCCUUGGUCGACGGAAACACUCAAGACAGCGUUAGAUGAGUUAAUUGGGCUGAUUGGCAAGCGUGGGCGAGAAGUGGACGCAGAUGACUUUCCAGGGACGAUUGACGAUGUCAUGGAUUUCAUAAGCGAAGAGCAUGGCGCUGAGCUUGAGGAGCACUACCAACCCGCGUAG
Molecule: messenger RNA, 3294 nt
Organism: Bipolaris sorokiniana ND90Pr
Lineage: Eukaryota; Fungi; Ascomycota; Dothideomycetes; Pleosporales; Pleosporaceae
Exons: 2
Coding region: 1-3294 (1097 amino acids)
Biological process (GO): regulation of DNA-templated transcription
Cellular component (GO): nucleus
Molecular function (GO): transcription cis-regulatory region binding; DNA-binding transcription factor activity
Source: RefSeq, a predicted model, not a curated record